Molecule: messenger RNA, 5852 nt
Organism: Triplophysa dalaica
Lineage: Eukaryota; Metazoa; Chordata; Actinopteri; Cypriniformes; Nemacheilidae
Gene: zfpm1
Product: zinc finger protein, FOG family member 1
Exons: 9
Coding region: 403-3933 (1176 amino acids)
Biological process (GO): megakaryocyte differentiation; erythrocyte differentiation; heart development
Cellular component (GO): nucleus
Molecular function (GO): RNA polymerase II-specific DNA-binding transcription factor binding
Source: RefSeq, a predicted model, not a curated record
UGUCAUAACAUAUCAGCGCCGCUGUUUCAUAUGGCGAUAGAGACCCUUUGAGAACUGUGCUCUCUGUCUCUGUGCUUCAACGGAGUAGAAAUAAACAAAUCAUUGAAACCUAAAGAUUUGGUUUCCUUUAACAGCACGCGCGCUGUCAGGGCUACAUCGGCAGAGUCCAUAAAAACCCGCUCACGUUGUGACAAACGGCACAGAUAGGGUGCUCGUCUGGGAAGACGUGGAAAAGUAACUCAUCUCGAUCGGCCACAGGUAGCUCCUUCAGCUCCUAAUAUCAGAGCACAGGUCAUGCGGGUGUCUCCGGACGGGGGGAGAGCUGAGAUCCAUUGGUGCCGCUGCUAGUCGCCCCGGUGGACUGAUCGCUUUUGCCGCAAGCUUAGCAGUAACGACGGAAUAAUGUCCCGAAGAAAACAGAGCAAACCCCGGCAGAUCAAACGCUCACUUGGAGAUCUUAAUGGAAGUGAAGAUCCAUCUGAUGAUGUAAGCAUGUCGGGAGAGGAUGGCGGAGCCUCGGACCAGGAGGAUUCUGCAGAGUGCGAUGGUUCAAGUCCUUCCUCAUUCCCGCCACUUUAUAAUGAAGAGCCAAGAACGCACGAGUCGCUGGCGGCACCAGAUGAGUGUGAAGAGGAUGAGAAAGGACUCCUUCACUGCUCCGAAGAAGAGGAGGAGGAAGAGACCGAGGGAGAAGCCGAACCUCACUGGAACGGCCCAGAUGAUCUUAUGCUGAGCGGGGCUGCUGAUGACCUCAAGGUCUUGGCCCUCAGGGAUCUGCCGGCUGACACUGUGUGGGGUCCGUUUUCUGGCAGUGUCCAAUCAGAGGAGCCCACCGAGGUAAACGAGAGAUCUUUCAUGUCUUUGGAGUGUGAAGACGCAGACUACUGGCUCCGGAGAAUACCUGUGACCUCACGCCCCACAGCGUCAAACUGCACCAUCUACAGUCAGGGAGGAGCUUUAUUCUGUAAGCUCACACAGGACCUGCCCAGCGGCAAUGCACUUGUGGCAAGACUGUCCUUCUCAACUGCUGAUCAGUCGAAGGCGAUACAGACGGGCGCUAUACGGUUGAAGGAGGAGCCUGAGUAUCCAGCUGCUCUGCACUCAGAAAUCCAGCUCCUCCCACAGCAGGCUGGCAUGGCUGCCAUCUUAGCAACUGCUGUGGUUAACAAGGAUAUUUUUCCAUGCAAAGACUGUGGAAUCUGGUACAGAAGUGAGAGAAAUCUCCAGGCCCAUCUCAUGUACUACUGUGCGAGCCGGCAGAAGCAGCAGACCGCUUCGUCUCCUCCACAGGACAAGCCUAAAGAUUCAUACCCCAACGAGAGGCUGUGUCCCUUCCCACAAUGCAACAAAAGCUGCCCCAGCACCAGCUCUCUGGAGAUCCAUAUGAGAACUCACAGUGGAGAGCGCCCUUUUGUGUGUUUGAUUUGCCUGUCGGCUUUUACCACUAAAGCAAACUGUGAGCGGCACUUAAAGGUCCACACAGACUCACUGAACGGUGUUUGUCACGGCUGUGGUUUCAUCUCCACAACACGAGACAUUCUGUAUAGUCACCUGGUCACAAGUCACAUGGUUUGCCAGCCUGGAUCUCACAGUGAGGGACACUCACCCAAACAGCCUACAGGCUUGAGUCCAGGAGACUCUGGAAUUGUCCUGAAAUGUCAAGUGUGCGGCUACUCCGCAGAAACACCUGCCCUACUCCAGCAGCAUGUCCACACACACCUAGAAGUGAGGGUUCCGGCUGAAAGAAGCCCAACUCCUCGUCAAAGCAGCCCCCCCUCCUCUAAGCUCCCAGACCCUCUGGAUGGAGAACCCGCCGCAUGCAUGUCCAGACCAGACUCGUCCAGCCCAGGUGCCAACGGCAGCUCUGCCUCUCAUGGCUGCAGUCCCCUGAACCAACUCAACAUCAAAGAGGAACCACGGUCAGAUUAUGAAACCGACUCGAAGGAGGAAGAAAGCUUAGGCAGCCCUCAAGGAAAUGCUGUGAGGAGGAGUUUGUCUCCGUCUACUUCACCUAAGAGCCCCUCUGUGGUAGCAGUUAAAGCAGAGCCCACCAGCCCAACUCCAGGUUCCAGCCCUGUACACCCUGGAACAGCCGGUUCGGUUCUUCCUGGAGGUGCAAUGUUCUUGCCGCAAUACGUAUUCAGUUCUGAGGCUGCCAUCAUGCCCCAAGCAUCCGAGAUCUUGGCUAAGAUGUCCGAGAUGGUCCACAGUCGGAUUAAACAGGGCCAGGGAGCAGCGGCCGGACCGCAGGCCUUCUACACACCAGGUUCUCCCGCCAGCGUUCACAAGGGAGCCACUUGCUUUGAAUGCGACAUCAACUUCAACAACAUCAACAACUUCUAUGUGCACAAGAGGCUUUACUGUUCAAGCAGGCAUCAGCAGGGAGAGGCUGCAGGCGUUUUGAAGGAAGGGGCAACCGCCACAGCCGCACCUCCCACUGCUCACGCCACUUCACCUCAGGCCAGACCUGUGAGCCGUACGGCCUCGGCAUCGCCCAGCUAUUCCGACCCUGCCCCAGGAGGCACGGCUUCAGAGCCCAAAACAGUUGAGGUGAAGAGUGAGGAACCAGGGAUGAAGGAUGCUACCUGCUCCUCUUCCUCAGAGGGGGAGGGGCCUGGAGGUGGACAGGCAAGUGAGGGUAGCCAGAGCCCGAGUGGGUCUGCUGAAGACCAAGAGGACGAACUAACACGCACAUUCUGCCAAGCCUGUAACAUUCGUUUCAGCCGGCAUGAAAACUACAUCGUGCACAAGCGCUUUUAUUGCGCCUCAAGACAUGACCCCUCCAAACAGCGGACUCAUUCUGGCAAGACCCCCUUCCUGCCCCAACCUAUCCGCACACGUAAGCGCAAGAAGAUGUAUGAGAUCCAUAUGGCUCAAAGUGAGGCUUUGGCCAACACUGCCGCUUUGACGGCAGCAACUGGGCUGGGGGUGAAACAGGAGGUUACUUCCGUUCCUCCACACUCCAAGGUGUCUGUGACCUCCAGUCCUGAGGGUGAUGGCCCGAUCGACUUGAGUAAAAGACCCAGACUAAGAGAGGACCCAAGAGGGACCAGCGUUCCUGCCGUGCCCCUUACUGACUACCACAAGUGUACCGCCUGCAGCAUUAGCUUCAACAGCAUUGAAAACUACUUGGCGCACAAGACCUACUACUGCCCAGCGACCACCCUACAGCCCCAAACACUGGAGCAACUCAGCCGGCUUAAGAGACCUGCCUCCACCUCACCCAAGAGCCGCGGCUGGGACUUGCACCCAGAUGCAAAAAUAGGCAAAACUGCAGUGGUUGCAAACCCAUCUGAGUCCACCCCUCUUAAUGCCGCUCAUGGAGUGAAGACCCCCCGCACCCCUCCAGUGGUCUGUCCAUACUGCCCUCCCAACAGACAGCUUACCUGUGACCUUGUAGAGCAUUUCAAAAUGGCUCACGGUCUAGUGAUCACGCUACAGCAACAUCCCGAGACGCAUUCGGCCGGAGUCAGUCCCAGUCCGAGUCUGAGCCCACGUGAGGCAGCCCCUCUCACCCCUCCUAAACCGAGCCCCCGACCCCAUAGGGACAGUGUGAAUGGCCGGAGCAUCAAACUAGAAGUCACCUCUCCCUCCUCAUCUGUGCUUAAUGGAAACCCUCUUGAUCAGAAAUCUGUAGGGGCGUCUACCACGGACCUGUCUCCCGCCAGAGUUCAUUUAACUGUGUCACCUGUGCCUGAGGCGGGGCAGUUAGGACACACCCUCAUUCCCACGCUCGUUCCUGAAAAGGCAGCCUUGUUGCUAAGCCAUGCCCACACUGCUCCAGCUAUGCCCACAACGCCCCUCGCCUCCCCCCUGCAAAAUGGAAACACGCGCUACUGUCGGCUGUGCAACAUCAAAUUCAGCAGCCUGUCCAAUUUCAUUGCACAUAAAAAAUACUACUGCUCCUCCCACAGUGCCGAACACGUCAAGUGAGUCCACGCAGUCACUUCUGCCAUUCCUCUCAUGCAUAGAAGUGCCAAUCACGGCACCGCCCGACCUCAUACGGACAGCGCGACAGCAGAACUGUUACUAGCCAGACACGGAGGUCUCUGUGCCGACCCCUUUGUUUCUGGUGUUGUUACUUACGGUAACUUAUUACACGUUAUGGGUCAAGUUUGUAUUACACUAAGAGAUGAGACUACCUGCUCACAGAAUACUCCCCCGAUUUCUUAUUUCCACACACCUGCAAACUUCUUUCUUUCUAGAGUUUUACAAUUCUGGAGGUGCAUUUGUCUAUAAUUUUUUUUAAAUGUGUUUAAUAAUUGUUCGAGCUGGUUUAAUUGAUGACAUUGUAGAUUGGUAAAAUUUUGUUUGCCUGAGCCAUGCUUGUUUAUCAUUUUAUUUCCUAAAUCACUGAUUUAGGGUCACAGCGGACUCCUACUGGAGGUCUUUAUAUACCUCGGCCUGUGAAUCUUCAGUCAUUCUUUAAAAACUGAACAACCCAGAUUUAAUUUGCAUCUGGUUACCUGUUCAAAACGAAAGAUUUUGAACUGUAAAAAAUGUGAAGUUGUUUUAAGUCCUCAUGCUUUCAGUUUAAUACUACCUAUUUUCCUUUUACUAAGAAAUACUUUUAUUAGUCAUACUGUCAAAAAGAAACAUUUCAAUCUUAAUGUGAUAUAGUUUCUUCUUAUAGUUUCUGGAAUGUGUCAUGUUUUUCACAUCAAUCAUUGGGACUUGAGAAGUAAAUAUGUAAGUGUUGUUGUAAUAAGACACACACACAGUCUGUGUCAGUAUUUGGUCAUGGCUCCCAAACAGGCAUUUAUUUAACAGAUGGCUGUGCUUUCUGAAUCUUUAUAAAGGACUGUGAUGAAGUUGUCGGGUUUGGAUUUUGAACAGUGUAAGAUGUUUGUUCUCUGGUUACCAGCUCCCUUCAACUCGAAACAUUCUCUGCUUCAAAUCCGAAAGACUUUUGACCUCUCUGGGCGAAUUUCACUCUCAUGAACGCACGUGAGAAGGCGUGUGUGGCUCUUUUUUAAACCUGAACAUGAAGUAUAGUAUAGAAAAGACGCAUAUCAUCGUCUUGCACACUGUCGAGCAAUGUUGAAGGGCACUAUAAGAGAGAGAAUUGAAAACUGACCCGAUCAGUAAGGUUUUCCUGGCAACCGGAUUGCUUUGUUUCUCUUUCAUUUUUGCAUUCUCUGACUCACCGUUUAAUUUUCCUCCGGACUUGCGUAAGUUAAACUACAGCGUCAUGCAAUCUGUCCUUGCGAGCUGGCUGCCCUGGCAAAGCCUUAACAAAGACUCUCGUCAACAUGUCUGCAACAACGGGUCACCAACUUCCACAGUGAUCCUCAAUCUACCCCACCAAGUGGACUUUGUGUAUGUUACCAGUGAUAUUUCCAUUUUCCUUGUUACAAAAGCAACCUAAACAGGAAAACACAAAACUCAGUUUGAAUUUCUCUCUGUUGUGGGUUUAAAACGGUGCUGUACCUGUCGUCAAUUCACACAGAGGCGUUUACAAUUCCAUCGUUUAAUCAUUUAGCAACUGUCACAAAGUCCAAAAGAACAGUGCUGAAUGCCCUAUUUUGACCUUUGCUAAUCCCUUUUCUAUUGCACUGUGUUGUACAAAAAAUGCUGAAUGUUUAGUUUUAGAAGCUUUUUUGUAAUGUAUUUAUGUUUUUAAAGCACUUUUUCUUGUCCUGAACUCGUCCCCGAAGGACUUACUUGUGAACAUUCUGACACAAGUGAAAGAUAAUUAAAUAACGUUGUGAAUAAUUAAAAAUGUUGAUGGAAAAGUAAUGAAUGUCAAACAUUUUCUUUGGGGAUGUUUAUCUCGGCUACAAGAAGUUCCACUACACAUUUUUGUCCAAACUAUGCAUGGGAAAUAAAGAGUCCAGAAGGACAUUCAAAGU